Molecule: messenger RNA, 1205 nt
Organism: Andrographis paniculata
Lineage: Eukaryota; Viridiplantae; Streptophyta; Magnoliopsida; Lamiales; Acanthaceae
Product: zinc finger AN1 and C2H2 domain-containing stress-associated protein 16-like
Exons: 2
Coding region: 166-1026 (286 amino acids)
Cellular component (GO): cytoplasm
Molecular function (GO): zinc ion binding
Source: RefSeq, a predicted model, not a curated record
CCCAGAUUCAAAGCCAAAGCGUGGUGUAAGCUCCAAAAACGCAACGCGGAUUUCCGGGGAGACGAAGAAAAAUCUAAGCUUGAUUCAUUGCUCGAUUUCAGCAGAACCGAUUCCAGGCGGAGAAUUUCGAUUCAGAGCUCAACUGCAAUUCCAUCUGGUAAAAAAAUGGGGACUCCUGCAUUCCCGAAUCUCGGAAAGCACUGCAGGGUUGAGGAUUGCCGCCUGAUUGAUUUUUUGCCCUUUACCUGCGAUUGCUGCCAGCAGAUAUUUUGUCUUGAGCAUCGAAGCUACAGCAGGCACAAUUGCCCAAAGGCGAACAAAAAUGACGUGACUGUCGUAGUCUGCCCACUCUGCGCUAAAGGAGUUCGACUAAUUCCCGAGGAAGAUCCAAACAUCACAUGGGAAUCGCACGUAAACGUCGAAUGCGAUCCCUCAAAUUAUGAAAAAGCUACGAAAAGAAGAAAAUGUCCAGUUCCCGGGUGCCGAGAGAUUCUAAGCUACUCAAACACAAUAAAAUGCCGGGAUUGCAACUCCGACCACUGCUUAAAACACAGGUUUGGACCCGACCACAAGUGCCCCGGACCAAAGAAACCCGACUCAUCUUUUCAACUAAUGGGGUUCUUAAAUCGAUCAAGAAAAGACGACCCGAAGAAACCCCCUCCUGUCGCAUCGUCGUCGAAAUGGGCGACGAGUUUCUUCAAUGCAGCUUCUUCUGUUCGGGCUUCUGCAGAAGCCUGGAUCGCCAAAUUGAGCACUGAAUUCAAUCAAGCAAUGUCUAGGGACAAAAUGACGGAAAAAAACAGCGGCAUCAAUAAUGGAGGAGGCGGAGUCGAAGCGUGUCCGCAAUGCAGUCUGAGAUUCUCGACGGUCGGCGCGUUGGUGGAUCACGUCGAGAAGGUUCAUGAAAGGAAUGGCGUUAUGAAGGCUACGCUCGACAUCUGCCCCAAAUGCAGCAAAGGGUUUCGCGAUCCGGUGACUCUCGUCGAUCACGUCGAGCGAGAACAUGGAGGCUUUUCGAAAGCUUAAAAAGAACACAAGGUACGUUUGGGAUUUGAUUAUCUAACACAAGAUAAGAUGUUGUUUGUGUUUAAAUCGAGUGUUUCUUGUCUUGUGUCGCCAUAUUUUCUUCAAUGUUGUCUACUUGUAAGAUUACACCAUUCUUCUGUACGAGGAAUACUCCUUCAUUGUUAACUAAAAUUAUUUUU